UGAGCUUCCUCGGUACUUAGCUAGUUCUUGCCUCCUAUUCCACAGUUCAGCUGAGCUCCAAGGAGCAAGCAAAGGAAUAGCCUUCCUGCCUCGACACAAGAGGAAAUGGAGAUGGAGGUCGGCUCCCCGGCUGCCACCGGCGCAGCCCCCAUCAACUUCGCGCUGCCGGUGGACUCUGAGCACAAGGCCAAGUCCAUCAAGAUCUUCUCCUUCGGCAACCCACACAUGCGCGCCUUCCAUCUCGGAUGGAUGUCCUUCUUCACAUGUGUCGUCUCCACCUUCGCCGCCGCGCCGCUCAUCCCCAUCAUCCGCGACAACCUCAACCUCACCAAGGCCGACAUCGGCAACGCCGGGGUCGCCUCCGUCUCCGGCGCCAUCUUCUCAAGGCUAGCCAUGGGCGCCAUCUGCGACCUUCUCGGCCCGCGUUAUGGUUGUGCCUUCCUCGUCAUGCUCUCCGCACCAGCGGUGUUCUGCAUGUCAGUCAUCGAUGGUCCCGGAGGAUACAUCACUAUCCGCUUCCUCAUUGGUGUCUCUCUUGCCACCUUUGUGUCAUGUCAGUACUGGAUUAGUACCAUGUUCAAUAGCAAGAUCAUUGGGACGGUCGGCGGCUUGACGGCGGGGUGGGGUGACAUGGGUGGCGGUGCCACACAGCUCAUCAUGCCUCUCGUCUUCGACGGCAUCCUGGCAUGUGGUGCAACGCGUUUCACAGCGUGGCGCCUCGCAUAUUUCGUGCCAGGAAUGAUGUUGGUGGUGAUGGGCUUGCUUGUCCUCACCAUGGGGCAAGACCUUCCCGACGGCAACCUGGGGAGCCUCCAGAAAAAUGGUGACAUGAACAAAGACAAGUUCUCCAAGGUUCUCCGGGGCGCCGUCACCAACUACCGCACGUGGAUCUUUGUCUUCAUCUAUGGCUACUGCAUGGGCGUCGAGCUCACCACCAACAACGUGAUCGCUGAGUACUACUAUGACAGCUUCCACCUCGACCUCCGUGCCGCCGGCACCAUCGCUGCUAGCUUCGGCUUGGCCAAUAUCUUUGCACGGCCGAUGGGAGGAUACCUCUCCGACCUUGGCGCCUGCUACUUCGGCAUGCGUGCCCGUCUUUGGAACGUCUGGAUCCUCCAGACAGCCGGUGGAGUCUUCUGCAUUUGUCUCGGCCGUGCAUCCAGUCUCCCCAUCUCCGUCACAUUCAUGGUCCUCUACUCCAUAAGCGUCGAGGCUGCAUGCGGUGCCGUCUACGGUGUCAUCCCUUUCAUCUCCCGACGCUCGCUCGGCCUCAUCUCUGGCAUGAGCGGUGCAGGUGGGAAUGUCGGUGGCGGGCUCACACAGUUUCUAUUCUUCACGUCAUCGCAGUACACCACCGGCAAAGGACUACAAUACAUGGGCAUCAUGAUCAUUGUGUGCACGCUUCCUGUCACACUCGUUCACUUCCCGCAGUGGGGCUCCAUGCUCCUUCCUCCCAGGGCCGAUGCCACCGAGGAGGACUACUACGGUGCCGAGUGGACAGAGGAGGAGAAGAGCAAGGGCCUCCACCUCGCCGGAGUCAAGUUCGCCGAGAACAGCGUCUCUGAGCGCGGAAAACGCAAUGCCAUCCUCGCCGUGCCUUCCAGCCCACCAAACAACACGCCGCAGCACGUAUAAGACUUGUAUUAUUUUACCGCAGUGUAUACCUCUUGAGUAUACACACACACCGUGUAUAUACGGACGUACAUGCCUCCCUGGGAUCGAGGCGGUGCAUCCCAUUAGGACGGUCUGGUUUUCCACACCGCGUGACUUUUUGGGCGCUUAUCAAAAAUCCCAUCAGAGGAGGCCUUAGUCUAUAAUAUGGGCUUGUAGUAUGUUUUAGGACAAGAGAUAUUUGUGUGAACAUGCAUCAUUCUCACACCACUGUGUCUCCUUAAUCCUUGUUGUACAAUUGUACUUCUACUUGUAGUUUGAUUCA
Aegilops tauschii subsp. strangulata is the source of this 1936-nucleotide messenger RNA. RefSeq names its product high-affinity nitrate transporter 2.1-like. Gene Ontology annotation, biological process: transmembrane transport. Gene Ontology annotation, molecular function: nitrate transmembrane transporter activity. The record is from RefSeq and is a predicted model, not a curated record. NCBI's taxonomy places the organism in Eukaryota, Viridiplantae, Streptophyta, Magnoliopsida, Poales, Poaceae.